UUUCGGCACAUCAUUGGCGCCAACGUCACUUCCGUAGUUCGGUCGCAAAACAGUAACAGCUCUAUACUCAAGUCAUAAUCCAGUCUCGGUGACUGCCAGGGAGAUCUUUAACUGCAAAUCUCUACAGCGGGGCAGUUUGCAUGUACUUGUAUGGAAAUGGAUCUCCCUUGUCCGGAAUGGAUAAGACAUGUUGAACAGAAAUGGACCCGACUCGAAUCUCCGACAAGAGGCCGACUUUCGGUCUUCACUGAUAUAGACGACCUUUUCCACUUUGGAGAGUCACAACUACAGCCAGAAGAUCUUGAAGCUUUGUCCAGGAUAUCUGAGAAGAAUCCUGUAAAGAAAUCUUCUGAAUGUGCAGCCAGAUUCAGGGAGCAAGGGAAUGUGAGCUUUAAAGAGAAGGACUACACUUCUGCUGGCCUAUAUUACACUCAGGUGCAGAACAACGUGAAGGCAAGGAAGACUACCCCUCCAAGUGGCCAGGUGCUCUGUCUAACCACAGCUGAAGGUGUGUGUCAUGCUGAAAAGAAUACAGAAGAACUGUCUUUAUGCUAUGCCAAUCGUUCAGCUGCUUUGUUUCAUCUUGGUCUCUACACUAAAUGUUUAGAGGACAUCCAGCAGGCCUUUGAUGAAGGUUACCCAAGUUACCUGCAGAGGAAACUGAUGGACAGACAGUUACGGUGUACAAGUCUUGUUAAAAUGCAGGAAUUUCAGAAAGUAACUCCUAAGCAUCAGACACCACAAACUAAAAAGAAUAAGGGUGUUAAUGCCAGAAUGUCACCUGCAGUAUCUGUUAAUUUUGCUCCUGAAAAGGGGCGCUACCUGUUGGCCACUGAGAACAAGUCAGCAGGGGAAAUAAUGGUUGAAGAUGAAGCAUUCAGUUUUGUUCUUAUACCCGUCAAGAAAGAGUACAAAAAGACUAUCCAAGCCAGCAUAUUCACAAGUGAGCCUAUGCACUGCCAUCACUGUUUGUCUGAGAAUAUUUACUCUGUGCCAUGUCGGAGCUGCAGUUAUGCCAGAUACUGUAAACAGAGCUGUGAAAUGGAGGCAUGGGACCAGUACCACUGCUGGGAGUGUCCUCUUGGUUCAGAGUUACUGACUCUUGGGUUGUUUGCACACUUGGCCCUGCGAGUGACCCUAAAAGCUGGGAUAAAGGAAGUCCAGAGAGCAAGAAAGAUUUUUUUAAAUUUGGUUAAUGAACUGCCAAAAGCAACCUUUGUCAGAAGUGAUGGGAAGUCUUGCUCAAGUAGUGAAACAUCUGACAGUCUUGGCUUGGUGUCAGAAAUGAAUGUAGGAGCACCUCUGAUUUCUAACCAGUGCUUUAAAGGCUCUAAUUAUUCAAGCUGUUAUUAUGGGAAGUCAUACCUGGGCAUCUAUAGUCUGUUAACACAUGUGGAGAAACAUAGCCAUAAUCUGUGCUUCCUGUUAGCUCUAACCAUGGCAGCAAUCAGUCAGAGAAUUGCACAAGAAGAGAUCUCAUGCCAUGAUCAUGAAGAAGGGCAUGUGUGUUGGUGUUCUGAGAAGAGUCUGCUAGGAGCUACAGCUCUGAGGCACAUGUUGCAACUCACAUGUAAUGCACAGGCUGUGACAGCAAUCAAAGUCAAAGAGGACACCAGCCUACCAGUGCAGUCCAGUAAAGAAUUACGCAUUGCCACUGCAGUGUUCCCCAUCCUCAGUUUGCUCAACCACGCCUGUCAGCCUAACACGAGUAUCUCCUUCAGUCUGGGCCUCCGUUCAUCUGGCUCUAGUAGUCCUGAGUAUUUUUCUUCUGGACUUAAAGUAACAGUCCGUGCUUGCAGAGACAUUGCUGCAGGGCAGGAGCUGUUACACUGUUACGGUCCUCACAGUAGCAGAUUGGAUGUUGAAAAGCGCCAGUGCCUGCUGCUGAUGCAGUACUUCUUCCAGUGUCAAUGUGAGGAUUGCAAGCUGGAACUAGCUCAUAAAAGCAAGAUAUUACCAUUAACUUUUAAUGGACUUAAGUGUGAAAAAUGUGGAAACUUCCUUGAGAUGAGUGUGGACAUGCAUGUAUGUUCACACUGUGAUCACCGCAUCUUAAAUACGGAGCUGCAGAAAAGGAUGCAAAUACUACAGCACCAGCUGAAGCAAGCUGUAGAACUCAUGGAGAACAAUCAAAUAAAUGGUGCCCUAAGUAUCUUGCAUAAAGCAACCACUCUAGCAGACAGUUUCCUAAUGAAGGUGCACACUCUGCAGGGUGAAUUAGCUGAUGCAACGGCACGAGCAUAUGCUACCAUGGGGCUUUGGAGGAAGGCUGCAUCACAUCUAAAAUACAGUAUUGAUGCCAUUUGUUCCCAGUAUGGUAAAGACAGUGUGGAGCUUGGGAGACAGCAGCAUAAACUUGCCCAGCUACAUUUCAAUGGAGGGGAUGGGCUAUCUGCUCUUUCAGUAAUACCUUUAGCCCGACGCCUCCUUACCCUCCACUGUGAUCCUCACUGUACAGAGCUGCAGGAGCUUCAGGCCAUGGAGGCCUGCCUCAUGAGCACAAUGUGAUGUUAGUCUGUCCUCUGUUCUUAAUCAACUGACAGUAAUGCUUUUAUACACACUGUAAAAAUUGCAUAUUUUUGUUUUACCAGUAGGCUCUUUAUACAAUAGAAUGUUCUGGAAUGUUUGUUUUAUUAACUAUUAUUAGGUCUAGCAUAAUUGUACCAACACCCUAAUUAGCAGUAAUUUGUCAAUGGAUUAAGCAAUAAAAAAAGCUCUACUUCUUCUGUAAAUGAAA
Silurus meridionalis is the source of this 2737-nucleotide messenger RNA. It is a transcript of the gene smyd4, whose product is annotated as SET and MYND domain containing 4. The coding region runs from base 151 to 2508 and encodes 785 amino acids. Lineage: Eukaryota; Metazoa; Chordata; Actinopteri; Siluriformes; Siluridae. The transcript has 11 exons. Gene Ontology annotation, molecular function: protein binding. The record is from RefSeq and is a predicted model, not a curated record.